AUGAGAGCCCAUGUUGAGGUUGCUUGUUGGCUGCUGCUGUCCACUCUCGGACAGAUUCACCCAGUGGCUGCUGGUUGCUCAGGGAGGUGCUGCAGGGGCAGAGAUUCGAGCUGUUCAGCCACAGACUGGAGGACGGAUCGUGUGUAUGGGAAGUGCUACUGUGACGAGGACUGUGUCAAAACCAAGGACUGCUGCUUCGACUACUUCACAGAGUGUCCAGCUCGGGACUGUGCUGUGAGCAACUGGAGCUUUUGGAGCGGCUGUGCCAAGCCCUGCCAGCCUUCAGUAAGAGUCCGGGUCCGUCACAUACAGCAGCGGCCUGGGAACGGUGGAGAACCCUGUCCAGGGCUGGAGGAAAAAGCUGGGUGCAGGGAGUACAGAGACCACCAUGGAGGUCACUGCGAGCACCAUUCAGGUCCAGCAUUCAUUACAAGCAUGGAGUUUAGCAAAGGAAGGCCCAAGCAUGACGGCUACGGAAAUCUCCUGGACCCUGGGUUUUGUGUGGAAUUCAAACUAGAGUCACGGACUCCGCACUGCACCGCGGAGAACCGGCCUCACACACUCUGGAUGCGCUACAUUACAGAAGGCUUCAAAGUGUGUGUGGCCUGUGAACCUCCUGCCAAGCGAAACACAAGCGGCAGCUGCCAAGGAGACGGCCAGGAAUCAGACGAAGAAGCUGUGCUCCACUGGCAGGCAGUGGGGAACCCUCAGUGCAGAGGAACAUGGAAGAAGGUCCAGAAAACUCAAACGUGCACCUGCCCAACACAACACAGAUUUGUCUUCACCUGA
Messenger RNA from Nematolebias whitei (Rio pearlfish), 789 nucleotides. Its product is annotated as somatomedin-B and thrombospondin type-1 domain-containing protein. Bases 1 to 789 code for a protein of 262 amino acids. The transcript is spliced from 5 exons. The record is from RefSeq and is a predicted model, not a curated record. NCBI's taxonomy places the organism in Eukaryota, Metazoa, Chordata, Actinopteri, Cyprinodontiformes, Rivulidae.